Messenger RNA from Zychaea mexicana, 1398 nucleotides. RefSeq names its product pyridoxal phosphate-dependent transferase. The transcript has 4 exons. The record is from RefSeq and is a predicted model, not a curated record. Gene Ontology annotation, molecular function: pyridoxal phosphate binding. Lineage: Eukaryota; Fungi; Mucoromycota; Mucoromycetes; Mucorales; Lichtheimiaceae. Gene Ontology annotation, biological process: biosynthetic process. The coding region runs from base 137 to 1267 and encodes 376 amino acids.
ACCGAGUCAAGCAGCUUAUUCAAGCUCCUCUCAAUCUCUCAUUUGCUGCUAUUGAAUCCGAGGAGGAUACAAAUACAAGAAGAAUAAGACCGCCUGUUGUGGGUUUCUCAUUAACCCCAUUCCUUUUUAUUCCAUCAUGUUGGCCGACGAGACAAAAAAGACCGAGGUCUGGGACACAAAGACUCAAGCAUUCCAUGGUGGCCAAGAACACCGUUUCCUUGACAACUUUGUCGAAGACUUCAGCGUGACGACCAACUAUCUAGGUACUCCCCGCAAAGCUCUCGACGCUGCCCGGGAAGCUAUCAGCGAAGUGCAUCACUACCCGGCUGCAAACCAAGAGCCUGCCAAAACCUCGCUUGCACAAUUCCUCUGGCCAUCCAACUACAGUGAGCAUCACGGUCGUCUUUUGUUGGGUAACGGCGCUUCGGAAUUAAUCGACUUGGUUGUACGCAAGACUUUGUUGACAUGUGUUUCUCGCGGUGUCACAAAGCCCAAGUGGAAGGGAGGUCCGUGGAACGUUCAGUACCGUGAAUACCAACGGAGUGCCGAGAACAACGAGUUCGAAAUCAUGGAUCCAACAUACAAGGAGCCUGUCGACUUGCUUUGCGUUGUCAAUCCAUGCAACCCCACUGGUGACUACUUUGACGUCGAAAGCUUGAAGGCAUUUAUCAAGGCCAAUGUUGUUUCUGGCGGUACCGUUCUUGUUGACGAAUCCAUGCAACCAUGGCACUCGAGCGAUUUCCGCUCUGAUUCGCUUACUUCGGCCCAUGCUUUUGUCAAGGAAAUGUGGGAGCAUGAUCAAAUUGGUGUGCACGUUAUCCAUUCAUGGACCAAGAUCUGGUCCUGCACUGGCCUGCGCGUCGGAUCCGUGAUCACUCCUACUGCUAGCCACUGUGAAGCUCUGCGCAAGAUCCAAGUCCCGUGGUCUGUCAAUGGCCCUGCCCUCAAGUUUGUUGAAGCCGUCGUUCUUGAUGAUGAUUACAUGAAGGAAACUUGGGAAAACACGACACGCUUGCGCGCUUAUCUGAUCGACCAACUCACUGGUUUAAACGACAAGUGGGUGUACCACGGCAAGCCAUUCCUGAGCUGGGUCUGGGUGGAUAUGCUCUCUGAGGAGGUUGCGUCCAAGGCUAUUGAUUUGGCUCGUCAAGCUGGUGUGCCUGUACGAAGUGGCAAGCCCGGUUAUUCAUGCCCAACGUUUGUACGGGUUGCUGUUCGCAAGGAACCAGAAAUCGCACGUUUGAUUAACGCCUGGAAAUCCCUCUAGAAAAACCAGCGGUCAAAAGUAUUAUUAGAUUAGUGUGAUUUCUUUCUCACUAUCGCUUCUUUCUCAAAAGCGUUUACUUAUUUCGUGUAUGUACUGUAAUUUUUUAAGUGUAGAAAAGCAAGACAAAAUAG